AUGGGCGACGAAGGCCCCAAAUGGCGUCUAGAACAUUCACCCAAUGCCCUUGCGAUAUGUAACCAGGCAGCCUGCAAGCGCGCAAAAACCUUGAUCAAGAAGGGAGAAUUGCGCAUCGGAACACAUACACUUUUCGACAAUGGGGUAGAGAGAAGGUGGUAUAUGGCUUGGCGUCAUUGGGCGUGUGCAACGAAACAACAAAUCGCGGGCCUAGUGGAGACGACUGAUAACGACCCUACUAAAGCGCCGGACUACCAACGCCUUAGCCAGGAGAGCCAGGAGCAGGUACGCCUUGCAUUCGAGUCAGGCAAACCAGCAGACAAAGAAUUCAAGGGAGUCCGCGAAGAUCUAGCAGGAAACGCGCAGAAGUAUGCCAAGGAAUACACGAAUGCAACAGGCUACAAGGUCGACGUCGCUGUCCGUGCGGCUGCUUGUCGCGGCGGCGACUGUCUGGCCAAGGGUAUCAAAAUCCUGCGGAAUGAGCUGAGGCUCGGCAUUCUCGUCCCUUUUGACGGAGAACACUCAAUAAUGGUCUACAAGCAUUGGAAGUGCAUCUCCGACAUUGACUUGCACGGUCUUAUGGGACUCGCUGAUGACGACGCACUGGACGGCCUGGAUUCAAUCUCCCAAGAGUUACAGAAUGUAGUGAUGGAGACGCUCGAGACAGGGAAGGUAGUUGAGCCACCGGAGAGCAAGAACGAAAUUCCCGUAAAAUCCAAGAAGGCCCGGACUAAGACGACCAAGGCGAAAGAGGCAGCUAAAGGUCGCAUCGAUGAUCCUGACGUCAAGGUCAAAGACGAGGAUGUUGAGAUGGAGGAUGCACCCAUUUUGGCAGUCGAAGCGAAGCCGAAGAACUCACGGGUGAAGAAGCGUGACGUGGAUGAUGUUGAGUCAAACAGCCAGCCUGAGCCCAAGCCUCUGGAGAAGAAGUCACAGGCCAAGAAGCGUGGCGUCAACGAGGUCAAUGGGAGCAACGAGCCGGAGCCGAAACCCGUAGCGAAGAAAACGCGAACCAAGAAGCGAGCCGUCAAGGUAGAAAACAGUAGCGAGUCUGAGGCUGAGGCUGAGUAUGUGCCAAAGAAGUCAAGGAGCCGAGCAAUGCCCCUCAAAGAGCCUAUUGGUCUAUCCUAG
Messenger RNA from Pyrenophora tritici-repentis Pt-1C-BFP, 1131 nucleotides. Its product is annotated as zf-PARP multi-domain protein. Gene Ontology annotation, molecular function: zinc ion binding; DNA binding. NCBI's taxonomy places the organism in Eukaryota, Fungi, Ascomycota, Dothideomycetes, Pleosporales, Pleosporaceae. The record is from RefSeq and is a predicted model, not a curated record.